AUGGGCGGCAAAGGUCCUUCUCUGCCCGAGCUCCAACAGCCCGCUCCCAUCGAUGAUGUGCUCAAAGAGCAACGCAACGAGUUCAAUGACUGUCUGCCCUGCCGAUUGAUGGGUUCCGUCGCCUUCACCGGCCUAGGCAUCUACUCCCUCUGGUCCGGCACGAAUCAGCUCAACGAGCGCGAAUACGAAAUCCUCAAGUCGGGCUCAAGGUUCGGGAUGAAGAGUCGCAGGGCGAGCAUUUAUGUGCUAAGUGCUACAUUGGUCGGGCUUGGAGUAUACCGUUUGAGAAACUGA
Zymoseptoria tritici IPO323 is the source of this 294-nucleotide messenger RNA. RefSeq lists its product as uncharacterized. NCBI's taxonomy places the organism in Eukaryota, Fungi, Ascomycota, Dothideomycetes, Mycosphaerellales, Mycosphaerellaceae. The transcript has 2 exons. The coding region runs from base 1 to 294 and encodes 97 amino acids. The record is from RefSeq and is a predicted model, not a curated record.